Conger conger (European conger) is the source of this 2540-nucleotide messenger RNA. Its product is annotated as scavenger receptor cysteine-rich type 1 protein M130. The coding region runs from base 89 to 1288 and encodes 399 amino acids. NCBI's taxonomy places the organism in Eukaryota, Metazoa, Chordata, Actinopteri, Anguilliformes, Congridae. Gene Ontology annotation, cellular component: membrane. The record is from RefSeq and is a predicted model, not a curated record. The transcript has 8 exons.
CCCCCUGUUGUGAAACUGAGUUUUUCUUUUCUCUUCACUCUCACACACAGCCUCCCCAGAACCUCUCAUCAAUCAAGGAUCUGCGAUCAUGUACCCUUUAGCUUCUCUCAGAAUCACAGUAGUGUGUGGCAUUCUAUUGGCUGCUGACUGGGUGAAAGAGGGAGGGGCUGAAGAAAUCUCUGAACCCAGCAACUCUGUCAACAUAACCAUACCCUCUUUACCACCUCCUGUAGUUCUCGUUCAACCUGACUUCAUUCCUGUUGGGGCAAACUACAGCGUGUAUUGCCAGGCCGCACGCCACUUCCCCAACAUGACCCUCAGCCUCUACUACCGCGAGUUACAGUCAGCCUCACCAGAGGAACUACAGCUGCUGGGCUCUCUGACUCUAGAGGGAACCGAUACUGUCAUCCGGGCAAGGCUGCCAAAGAUAGCUGCUGGGGAGAGGGUGGAGUACUCCUGCAGGAUGGAGGUCAUCUACAGUCAGCGCCUCUACAGGUCCCCCUUCUCCGCCCCUGCCACAGCCACUGCAGAGGAGGCGCCUGUGCGUCUCGUGUCCCAGUUCCAGGGCCCUGUGUGUGCAGGGAAGCUGCAGAUGUUUGCAAAGGGCUCUUGGGCCCCUGUGUGCCAAGACAGGAACCAGGGGCCGUCCGACAGGGACGCUGUGGCCCUUGUGGUGUGCAGGCAGCUGCGCUGUGGUGAUGUACACCAGGUCAACCCCACAAGCUCCUCUCCUGCCCAUCGGGGGGAAUUAUUCAUGGGUCCAGUGGAGUGCAGUGGGAAGGAGGCCAACCUCCGGGAGUGUUCCAUCAAAGGCUUGGAAAGCUCCUGCUAUAAGGGCAGGGUAUUGGAGAUUGUCUGCUCAGAUUUCCUUCCACUUCCAACACUCUCGGUCCUUGGAUAUGGUUGGGCCUCAAGUGUUUAUGUCUACGAAAAACACGAGCUUGAAAUAUCCUGCACGCUGAGUCCCCAGGGGAAAACAGAUGCUGCGUUUGAAUUGGAGGUCAGAGGUCAGACGAUCUUCACUGGCCCAGCGAUGCACCCUGGUCAGUCUGUGAGUUGGAGGCUGGACCCGCCUGUGUCUCCCGGGGAGUACAAGUGCUACGCUGUCGUCUAUGGCUUUGACUACCGCACCAAGUCCAGCGCCAGCAACAGCGUGAUCGUCACCACUGGCCCCUGGUUCCCACCAAGCCCUGGGCUCAUUGUUGGGGCUCUUAUCACAAUUCUGAUUGGAGUGGGGAUACUGGUCUAUAUGUGUGUCUGUCGCAAGCGUAAAGAGGAAUCGGAAUAAGAUUCAGCACCCCAGGAGGCACAGAUACACAUCCCUAUGACUGCACCAUGGGCCGGAGCAGAAAACUCAGGGCACAAGGCAGAGGACCCUCAAAUCAACACAGAGGACCCCUUGCCUACCCCAGGAGUGGGCACAGAGAACCCUGGAUUUUCCAUUGGGGAAGAGAACGCAUGCUGAUUUAUGGAAUUUAACAGAAACUGGGAUGUUUUUCAAGAUAGCCAUGUCACUGUAUUUCAGUCUAUCAGUGUAGUACAAUGUAAUGUUUUUGUUUGAUCGCAAUUUGUUUGUUUGGCGUUGUUUCUGACAGAUCUGUUGUAUCGCUCUUUAAAAUAUCUUGCUAUUAUGAACUAGAAAACAAACGGAAAUUCAGCCUUUAUUGCAUAGGCUCCUGAACUGCACUGUUUGGUUGCAUGGUGGGGCAGUAGUACUCACCUCCCAACAAACUGUAGUCCUACUGUAGGCUUCAGUCCUGCUGGGGACUUUCUGUGUAGAGUUUCCAUGUUCUCCCCAUGUAGGCUUCCUCCAGGCACUCCUGUUUUCUCCCACAAUCCAAAGACAAGCAGGUUAGGCUACUGUUAUGUCAUUUUAUUCCUGUAUCCAGGUGGUACAGAAUGCAGCAGCCAGACUUUUGACUAGGACAAAUAGAAGGGCCCAUAUUACGCCAGUUCUAGCGACGUUACACUGGCUUCCUAUUGAAUUUAGAGUCAAUUUAAAAAUUUUACUUAUUACUUUUAAAGCUCUGACUGGCAUUGCUCCAGAAUAUAUCAUUGACCUUUUAACAUCAUAUCAAACUUCUCGCACACUCAGAUCAUCUUCCUUGGCAUUAUUGGCUGUUCCAAAGUCCAGGCUGAAAACGAAGGGUGAUCGUGCUUUUUCGGUUGUAGCGCCCAGACUUUGGAAUAGCCUUCCUGUGGAUAUCAGAACAGCUUCCUCCGUGUCCACUUUUAAGUCCCAGCUCAAGACUCACUUUUAUAAAAUGGCUUUUAAUAUUUAAUGUUUGAUGUUUUGUGUAUUUUUAUCUCUUUUAUAUUUUAUUGUUGCUGUCUUGUCUAAUUCUUGUUUUCUUUUUGUGUGCUGUUUGUGAAGCACCUUGUGCUCUUAUGCUUGAAAGGUGCUGAUAUAAAUAAAAUUUACUUACUUACUUACUUACUUUUACCUAAAUUAAUUACCUUUUAACAAGAAAUUGGUCAAAGUGGCCUUGUAAAUGUGAUGAACAUAGGUUACACUGUCUCAAUAAAAUAACUGAAUAUCA